Cyprinus carpio (common carp) is the source of this 673-nucleotide messenger RNA. RefSeq lists its product as uncharacterized. The transcript is spliced from 5 exons. The record is from RefSeq and is a predicted model, not a curated record. The coding region runs from base 40 to 534 and encodes 164 amino acids. Lineage: Eukaryota; Metazoa; Chordata; Actinopteri; Cypriniformes; Cyprinidae.
AGUCACUAACAGCACUGAAGUCUCUUCGUUCACCUUUCAAUGGAAAAGCAAAUGUACCAUUAUGCAGAAACAUGUCUGCCUCGAAAAAAGAAGGUUUGGGAGUCUUUCCAUUCGAACACCUUCAGGAUCUUUGAUGAAACGUUGCCAGAGCGUCUCGUUCCGGUCCGUGUCGAUCAGAACCAUAAAUAUCCUGCAAGAGACCCACGAGAGUCUGAGACCCGCAACGUCCCACAUCCUCACAACGCCAGAUUCAUCAGGACUAAUGUCAGAUUCCUUAACGAGCCCAUCGCUCAUAUGGAGACGAGACAUACUGAGAUAGAACAGUUUAACUGGUGGUCAAACAGUCCUAAAGAAGAUCUUCCCGUGAAAGCAGUUUACAGUAAAGCCAGCACUCAGAGAAGUGAUUUCCAGGUGAUCAGAGACGCUCCAGUCAGAGAACGAGAGACCAACAGACCCGCAGCAUCUGAAAUCGUUCCUGCUCUAAGUUCCCUUGACCAAUCAGAAAAGCUCCAAGAUUAUCAUAAACCUGAAUGAUUGUUGAAGAUUACACGAUCAGCCCUAAAGGAAAGUGUCACAGAGGGUUCGUGUGGAGAGACGGGAGGCGACGGGGCCCGGGACAUUCCAGAGCACAGAGGGGUCACGCUUGCCCUCGGCAGGGACGGCAGAAGUUUUG